AUGAAGUAUAAAGUCCCCGAAGUAGAGGAAUACCCCGAAACCGACGAAACGACAGAAGCCCAAAAACGCAAACGAGAUGCUAGCGGCCUUGAAUACCUCUCAGCAACCUCGGGACGAGGUCCCGACUUUGGUGAUGAAAAGCAGCCCCCGAGCAAGACAGCCAAGACGUCUAAAGUGCCUGUGGAGGAAGACAGCAUAGACGAAGAGGAUGAAGAAGACGAUUUCGAAGACGACUAUGAGAGAAGCCAAGGAAGUGACGACGAGGGACAAGAAGAGGACGUCGACGAGGUGGACGAAGACGAAGACAUCGAACCGGACGAGGAAGAAAACGACGAAAGACGCGAAGAAGACGUCAUAGACGAAGCGAAAGUGCAGAGGGUUAUUGAGCGGUUCGGAAGGGCUCCUCUUGAUGGUACGGCGAUGGCGGAGAAGCCGCUCCGGGCGUCUGCGGACAUCGUGCUCGCGAUGGUUAUUGAUGCGAUGUUGAAGUCGAGGCCGAUCUCGCGUGAUUUGUCGCAGCGAGCUGUCAAUAAAGUGAUUGAGGUGGGAUAUCAGGAUAUCCGGAAGUUAGGGGAGAGUAGCUGGGAGGAGAGAACAGGGGUGCUACAGGAUGGGGGAUAUAAUCGGUACAGAGAACAAGGUGCGACGAAUUUAGGAGAAUUGGCACAUUUAGUCAAUGAGAGAUAUGAUGGAGACCUGAACAAUCUCUGGGAGGAGGCCCAUCACGACCGAGCUAGAACGCGGGAAUUGAUUAAAGAAAUCAAAGGACUCGGUGAUCUGGGAGUUGAUCUUUUUUUUAACAAUGUCCAGAGUGUUUGGUCUGAUAUUGCACCUUUUGUCGAUACACGAAGCCUGCAAACGGCUGAGCAGGUUGGGAUCGGCACGGAUCUGGAUGCAAUUUUCGCGGAUUUAGACAGAGAUUCCAUGAAAAUGAGCAGACUCGCCAAUGGGUUGUCUGCAGCUAGACUGGAGAAGCAACAGGGGGAGCUCUUGGGCGUGUGA
Aspergillus tanneri is the source of this 1002-nucleotide messenger RNA. RefSeq lists its product as uncharacterized. Gene Ontology annotation, biological process: DNA repair. Gene Ontology annotation, molecular function: catalytic activity. NCBI's taxonomy places the organism in Eukaryota, Fungi, Ascomycota, Eurotiomycetes, Eurotiales, Aspergillaceae. The record is from RefSeq and is a predicted model, not a curated record. The transcript is spliced from 2 exons. Bases 1 to 1002 code for a protein of 333 amino acids.